GUCGUUUAAAUUUUCAAUUCAAGCAAAAUCUACACAAAAUGUCCAAGCUGUCCGAGGACCAGAUCGCCGACUACAAGGAAACCUUCCUGCUGUUCGACAAGAAGGGCGACAACAAGAUUGCCCUCUCGGACGUCGGCCGCACUCUCCGCUCGAUUGGCCAAAACCCCCUCGAGUCGGACGUCAAGAAGAUUUGCGACGAGAUCGACCCCACAGGCCAAAAGCGAGUCGCCUUCGAGCAGUUCCUCCCUUACAUCACCCGCCCCACCAAGGAGCCCGGCAAUGCUGACGACUUCAUCGACGGUCUCCGCGUUUUCGACAAGGAUGGCAACGGCUUUAUGAGCGCUGCUGAGCUCAGGCACGUCCUCACCUCGCUCGGUGAGCGCCUUACCGACGACGAGGUCGAUUCGCUCCUCGUCGGCGUCGAGAUUGACAAGGAUGGUGGCAUCAACUACGAAGACUUUGUCAAGCACAUUACCACUUACGUGUAAAACAGAAUUUCCUCCCAACUCAGAGCUUUUUGCAAGGGACGAGUCGUGCUGUCAUUUUUUUUUUCGGUUUCCUUUUGUUCCGUCUUUGUGCCGGUUGUUGAAAAUACAUUUCUUUUUUUUUUUCCUCUUGUUCAUGCA
Molecule: messenger RNA, 626 nt
Organism: Capsaspora owczarzaki ATCC 30864
Lineage: Eukaryota; Filasterea; Ministeriida; Capsasporidae
Product: myosin alkali light chain 6
Exons: 5
Coding region: 39-488 (149 amino acids)
Cellular component (GO): myosin II complex
Molecular function (GO): calcium ion binding
Source: RefSeq, a predicted model, not a curated record